CUGCUUAAUCGUUAGUUUAACUUUCAGGUAACUGAAGUCUCAAAUAAACCCACUAAACUUUCUUUUCUCAUUUAGGGUUUCAUCCGUACUUUUCCCGAUUGCAUUUCCCCUUUUUUUUCAUGUCUAGGGUUAGGGUUUAAGCUUUCUGGUUUUUAGUCUGUAUCUCUUCUAAUCUAUCAAUGGCGACAACAAAUCCUGCUACUCCUGCUCCAGCUGCCACCACGACUGCCAAGAGAAAGCCGGUAUUCAUCAAGGUUAACCAGCUCAAACCUGGAUCUUCUGGUCAUACUUUGACAGUCAAGGUUGUUAGCGCUAAAAUCGUUUUAAAUAAAGGAAGAUCGGCAUCUUCUAUGUCUCUUAAUCCUCGUCCUACUCGUAUUGCUGAAUGUGUUAUUGGUGAUGAGACUGGAACCAUUAUUUUCACUGCUCGUAAUGAGCAAAUUGACCUGAUGAAGCCUGAGACUACUGUGAUCUUGCGUAACGCCAAGAUUGACAUGUUCAAGGGUUCUAUGAGGCUAGCAGUUGACAAAUGGGGUCGUGUUGAGGUUACUGAACCUGCUAGCUUUCAGGUUAAGGAGGAUAACAAUCUCUCUCUGGUGGAGUACGAGUUGGUGAAUGUGGCUGAUGAAUGAUACGAAAGUGUUAGGUCGAUUGAUAACUUGAAAUACGUUGAUUUCUUUUUGGCUCUGUGUAUUAAAGGCUAAAGCUAUUGUUUUGCAGCUUUCAAGUGUUCUAACUGCUAAUUAUCAUUAAAGAAGCAUUGGCUUUGUGUAUUUGUCACACUUCUUUUGCUAGAAUGUUUAUUCGUGUUCUUGUUGUG
Messenger RNA from Amaranthus tricolor (Joseph's coat), 820 nucleotides. RefSeq lists its product as uncharacterized. The record is from RefSeq and is a predicted model, not a curated record. The transcript has 2 exons. Bases 180 to 632 code for a protein of 150 amino acids. NCBI's taxonomy places the organism in Eukaryota, Viridiplantae, Streptophyta, Magnoliopsida, Caryophyllales, Amaranthaceae.